Cinclus cinclus is the source of this 1320-nucleotide messenger RNA. Its product is annotated as serine/threonine-protein kinase pim-1-like. Bases 1 to 1320 code for a protein of 439 amino acids. The record is from RefSeq and is a predicted model, not a curated record. The transcript is spliced from 11 exons. Gene Ontology annotation, biological process: protein autophosphorylation. Gene Ontology annotation, cellular component: cytoplasm. Gene Ontology annotation, molecular function: protein serine/threonine kinase activity; ATP binding. Lineage: Eukaryota; Metazoa; Chordata; Aves; Passeriformes; Cinclidae.
AUGGACUCUGAGGUGGAUGAGGUGGCUCGGGUCCUUCUGCACAUGGUGUGUAAUUCACCAGAGUUUGUUGAGAAAGCAGCCAGUCACACCCUGGGGAUCAUGGUGGAGAACGUGACUCCUGCACGAGCAAUGACUUCUUUCCUGGACAGUGGAGUCAACCCGGCUCAUGCCGUGCCCCGCAAGGCGGCCGUGGGCGAGCCGAAUGCCGAGAGAGCGGUGCCGUCCCCACGGGCGGAGAAGCCUCCCCUGGAGCAGCUGUACCGGGAGGGCCCGCUGCUGGGGAGCGGCGGCUUCGGCAGCGUUUACGCCGGGACCCGGCUCGCCGACGGCGUCCCGGUGGCCAUCAAGCGAGUGUCCCGGGACCGCGUCUUGGAGUGGGCGCGGCUGCACGACGGCGCCCUUGUGCCCCUGGAGCUGGUGCUGCUCUGGAUGGCGUCGUGGCCCGGCUUCCGCGGCAUCGUGCGGCUCCUGGACUGGUUCGAGCUGCCCGACGGCUUCGCGCUGGUCAUGGAGCGUCCGGAGCGCUGUCAGGACCUCUGGCACCUGCUGCACGCGGGGGGGUUCCUGCCAGAGCCCGUGGUGCGGGCGCUGUUCCGGCAGGUGCUGGGGGCCGUGCGGCACUGCACCAGCCGUGGCGUCCUGCACCGCGACAUCAAGGCCGAGAACGUGCUCGUUGACCUGGCCACCGGCGAGGCGAAGCUCAUCGACUUCGGCUGCGGCACGAUCCUGCAGGACACCUUCUACACCCAGAUGGCUGGAACGCGGGAGUACUACCCACCGGAGUGGAUCCUCUUUGGCCGCUACCAUGGCCAGCCAGCCACCAUCUGGUCCCUGGGCAUCCUGCUCUAUCAGCUGGUGUGCAGGCACCUUCCUUUCAAAAGCAGAGAGGACAUCGUCCGGGGACAGCUCUUCUUCCCGCCCUGGGUGUCUCAAGAGUGCCAGCACCUGAUCAGGUGGUGCUUAUCCAUGGACCCUGCAGACAGGCCAUCCCGUCCUCUUCUUUUCACAGUAGCCAAAUCACUCAAACUUUCAGUCAGGACAGGGACUGUGGCCACAGCUGACCACAAACUGGACACGGUCAUGAGACGCCACGAUCAAUCAGCAGCAUCAGAGAGAAGAAGUCUGAACAUGCAGCCAUUGCCUCCCAUCCAGAAGGACUCUCCUUCCACCAAGCCAAGCACGGUGUCCAGAGGAGAGCACGAGACUGGGAAAAACGACACUGGCUGUGAGGAUGAAGUUAGAAAUAACAGGGAGCUGAGUUCAGAGGGAAAAGAACAGAUGGCCAAGAUCAAGCCGCAGCAUCAAAGAGACGAAGUCUGA